This is a messenger RNA of Oppiella nova, 2112 nucleotides long. NCBI's taxonomy places the organism in Eukaryota, Metazoa, Arthropoda, Arachnida, Sarcoptiformes, Oppiidae. The record is from the annotation of a GenBank genome assembly.
GCAGAGGGUGGCAAUGAGUUGGACCUGUCCAAGGAGCUCACGAUCACCGAGCACAUGUAUACCUUAGAGGAGUUGGCCGAUAAAUUGCACACAAAUAUCGACUCCGGUAUCACAGAUACCGAGGCACAGAUCCGACACGAAAGGGACGGACCCAACGCCUUCUCGCCGCCCAAACUGACGCCCGCGUGGGUCCUGUACCUCAAGGAGAUGACCACCGGGUUUGCUAUAAUUAUAUGGUUGGCCUCCAUCGCCAGUUUUAUCUGUUAUGGCAUCGAUUUGGUGCCACAGUAUUAUUAUCUAGGUAUCGUAUUAGCGCUGGUGGUGUUGAUCACCGGCACCUACUCCUACUCACAACAAGCCAGUAGUUCCAAGAUAUUCGAGUCGUUCAAGAAUAUGGUGCCCCAGCAAACUGCAGUCAUAAGGGGUGGUGAACGAAAAGAUGUCCCUGCUGACAAACUAGUCAUAGGUGAUCUGGUAUACGUCAAAGCCGGCGAUCGUGUACCGGCUGAUAUCCGCGUGAUCCGGUGCGAGGCCAUGAAAGUGGACAACUCGUCCUUAACGGGAGAGUCCGACCCCCUAUUGAGGAACCCAGAGGUGGGUCACCCCAACGCCCUCGAGACUAAAAACUUAGCCUUUUUCUCGACUAACUGUGUGGACGGUAGUGGUUAUGGUAUAGUCAUUUCAAUUGGCGAUCACACCGUGAUGGGCAAGAUUGCCAAGCUAGUCACGGGCAUAGCCAGGGAGAAAACACCGAUCGCUAUAGAGAUUAGCAGGUUCACCAAGAUCAUUACGUGUAUAGCCAUUGGAAAUGGUGUCGUAUUUUUUGCUAUAUGUAUGGGCUUUGGGCUCACGUUUUUUGAUGCCUUGAUUUUCAUGAUUGGUAUUAUUGUCGGCAAUAUUCCCGAAGGUUUACUACCAGCGCUGACCGUAGCCCUCACCCUAACCGCCAAGCGUAUGGCGUCCAAAAAUUGCCUUGUUAAAUAUCUCGAGGCUGUCGAGACCUUGGGCUCCACGUCCGUCAUAUGUUCGGACAAAACGGGAACCUUAACCCAAAACCGGAUGACCGUUGAGCACCUAUACUUCGGAUCCCAGAUAUACCGAGUGAGUCAUGUGAAGGAGGAGGUGGACCAGGACAUGGCCGACGUGCAGGAGGCGUACGAAGCGUACGCCCGGUGCUGUCGACUCUGUUCCCGAACCGAAUGGAUCGACAAUAACCCGGAUGUCAUGAAGCGGGCGGCGGCCGGGGAUGCCUCGGAAACGGCUAUAUUAAGGUUCAUGGAGUCGGUGUCCGACGGCCCGGUAAUGGACUUCCGCAAAAAGUACCCCAAAGUGGCGGAGCGACCCUUUUCGUCGGUCACCAAAUACCAGUUCUCCGUUCAUAGGAACUCCACGCCCGACCCCUCCCUGAACAACCAUUUCAUACUAGUCAUGAAGGGAGCGCCGGAGCGUAUCAUAAAAUUGUGCUCGACCAUUAUUAUAGCAUCGGGGGAGUCGGUGCCGAUGACCGAUGCCUUUGUGGAUCAGUUCGAGAACGCCUACCGGGAGUUGGGGUCGAUGGGGGAACGGGUGCUCGCCUUUUGCGAUACGGAGUUAACGCAGUUUCCCGAAGAUUAUAAGUUUGAUUUGGACAACGAUCAAAGUUUUGAGCUUGAUAAUUUCAGGUUCUUGGGCUUGGUGGCGCUUAUCGAUCCACCCAGAGCCUCCGUGCCCGAUGCAGUAGCUAAAUGUCGUACCGCUGGCAUCAAAGUGAUCAUGGUGACUGGUGACCACCCAAUCACCGCCCAGGCUAUUGCCAAAAUGGUGGGCAUAUUCACUGUAUCCCACCGUAGGUCCACCCGUAUAUCUAUGCCCACCGUCGAUGCGGUGGGUCGGGGCACCUCAGCCUCCAUUGUGGUACCGGGCGAUGAGUUGGCUGCGAUGACCGAGGAUGAGCUCCGGGAUAUUUUGCGCGAUUACAGAGAGAUAGUGUUUGCCCGGACAUCACCGCAACAGAAGUUACGUAUUGUAGAGAACUGUCAAUAUUUGGGUCAAAUCGUUGCCGUCACCGGCGAUGGCGUUAACGAUUCGCCGGCACUUAAAAAGGCUAACAUCGGUGUGGCGAUGGGUAUCACA